Amphiprion ocellaris (clown anemonefish) is the source of this 3769-nucleotide messenger RNA. It is a transcript of the gene cars2, whose product is annotated as cysteinyl-tRNA synthetase 2, mitochondrial. The record is from RefSeq and is a predicted model, not a curated record. Bases 2001 to 3677 code for a protein of 558 amino acids. Lineage: Eukaryota; Metazoa; Chordata; Actinopteri; Pomacentridae. Gene Ontology annotation, biological process: cysteinyl-tRNA aminoacylation. Gene Ontology annotation, cellular component: cytoplasm. Gene Ontology annotation, molecular function: cysteine-tRNA ligase activity; ATP binding. The transcript has 15 exons.
CACUUCCGGUAUUCGGCUCUCGCGAGAACAUGUAAGACGCUGAAGUUAGCUUCCGAUUGGGCGAGAUUGUCAUGUUUGACAUCUUAAAUAAACCCUUAAUGUUUCUGAUAUAAACCCUUAAUGUUUCUGAUAUAAACCCUUAAUGUUUCUGAACUAAACCCUUAAUGUUUCUGAAACACUUUUUUAAAUGUAUGAAGCCUUUAUUCCGUUUGUAAAAAUACAACAAAGGAAGAUUUAUCUGCACAAUAGGACAAGUCCAGAUCUGAAAUAUAGACUGGUCAAACCAAAAUUACUUAAAUUCAGAAAUAUAAACAAUACAAAAUACAUAGAAAAAUAUGACCUUAAAAUACAAAUACAAGCAGAAAAAUGCAUCCUAAAAAUGAAAACAUAAGCAGAAACAGUAUAAAUCUAGAAUGUGCUUUUCCUAAGAAAUAAGGUGACAGAAUCAGAAAAAUCUUUAAUGCCCAGCGAGUUUGCACAUACAGGGAAUUUGGCGUGGUGUAGAGAGCAGUACUCAGCAACAACAACAUACAGUAAAAGAAUAAAUACACAAAUUUAAAUUAAGAAAUUUGAAAUAAAAAUGCUAUAAAUAUAAGAAGUACUAUGUAAAAGUAAGUGUAAACAAAGUACUGUAAAAAAAACAACAUAAAUUUGCUUAACCAGGGUAAUAAGUUAGAAUACUAAUUAAAUUACAAUAUUGCACUGAAUGUAGUAACUAAUGUGUUAUUGUAAGAGAGUUAAUGAUAGAUAAUAGCAUAGUUCAUGCUAAAGAGACCAAUGAGUCUAUAAAACGCAGUGUCUGAUUUAUAAAGAUUAUGAUAAUGAUUAUGAUAUGAAAAUGAUUUGAAAAGAGAAGACUUCACAGAUUUUUUUUUGUUUAUUUGCUUUUUGCAACUGGGCCACAUUAGACCACAUCCAGAUCUAAAACCACUAUAUACAGACGGAUCAAACUGGACUGGAUUAUUCCAGAGAAGCAAAAGAAUCUGUACAGCACAAUGUCUUAUUAGUUAAGGUUAAUUCUACAUGUGAAAAUGCAGGAAAAUGGAACAUUUCUGUGGAUUUUUUCUAUGUAAAUCUGAUUAGAUCUAAAAACACUGUGUAUAGACUGGUCUUUUAUAGACAGUAAGGGGGUCUAAAGUGGUCUACAUGUGAAAAAAGCAGUGAAACCCUUCUUUUUUGCAGAACAAAGGUCAUAAAAAUGCAAGAUUUUGCAGAUUGUACGGGUAAGUAUAUUGUGUUUCUAGAUCUGGACCAGGUUUAAUGUGACCCACAUACAGAAAAGGCUUUUUAAAAAUUUUUUUUUUGCUUUUCUACAAAUCAUAUAGUAUAUUUUCCAAACUCCUUGCUCUUCCUGGCAUCAUUUAUUCCAGAUUUAACCAAUUUGUAUAUGGUGGUUUUAAAUUUAAUGUAGUUCAGAUGCAAAUAACAAGCAACAACAAGAAAAAGACACAAUAAGCUUAACAAAUAAACAACAGAUGUCACUUUUUUGCAUUUGCAAUAGAUUUAAGGUUUCACAAAUCAUUUUAUGGAUGAGAGAUGUUUUAUAGACAUAAUGUCUUUCAAAUUUGGCUUAAAUAUGUGUUGGUCUGUAGCUAAUGGUUCACAUGUAUAAAAAGUAGUCAAAUCAGCAUAUUUAAAAAGAUUUUCACUGAUUUAUUCAGUCAUUUAAUUUUUACAUCUUCACAAAUAAAGGAUAUACACAUUGAAUAAACAGGAAACAGAAUCAGUCGCUGAACGCUGCAUGUUGAGUUCCCCUUAACUGUCCCCUUAACCGCCGAGGCGGAAGCAGUGACUCAGAAACCAACUUCAGCGUCGUUGGCAGUGUGGAGGUGACACAAACGUGAGUGGGAUCCCAACAUUAGGCUAAACAACAUGUAUUUUAAUGAUUAUCUAAUUUGACUGUAGCCUGUCAGCGUGCUAAAGGCGCAGCUAGGCUAGGCUAAGCUAAGCUAGGCUAGGCGAGGCGAGGCUAGGCUAGCUGAGACGCAGCGGGUUGAACUAUGUGGAGGUUCCGGGUGGAAACGAAGCUCCUCCGUGGGCUUCUGAACACCUUCAGGACAAAUGGGACCUGCUGUCAUGUUUCAGGGAAGAAAUGGGUGAAACCGAGCGGGUUUGACACGGGUUUGAAGACUUACAACAGCCUGACCAAGCAGAAAGAGCCUCUGGUCCUGGCUAGAGAGGGAGUCGCUACCUGGUACAGCUGUGGACCCACCGUGUACGACCACGCUCACCUGGGUCAUGCAUGCUCCUAUGUCAGGUUUGACAUCCUGCAGAGGAUCCUGUCCAGCUUCUUUGGAGUCACCAUCGUCCACGCCAUGGUGAUCACAGACAUAGAUGAUAAGAUCAUCAGGAGAAGCUGGGAGGAGAACGUUUCUCCAGCUGUCAUAGCCAGAAUGUAUGAAGAUGAGUUCAAGAAGGACAUGCUGUCAUUAAAGGUGAUUCCUCCUGCAGUUUAUUUAAGAGUCACUGAGAAUGUGCAUCAUAUUGUUUUGUUUAUUGACCGGAUCAUCAGAAAUGGACACGCUUAUGCCACUAAAGAAGGUGACGUGUAUUUUGACAUCCAGUCCAUUGGUGAUCGCUAUGGGAGGUUUGCUGGAGCUGUGGAGUCUCAGGGAGAAGCUGGCAGCUCCAGUAAACGAGACCAGAGGGAUUUUGCUCUGUGGAAGCAAUCUAAACCUCAGGAACCGUUCUGGGAAUCUCCGUGGGGCCGAGGACGCCCUGGCUGGCACAUCGAAUGUUCCACGGUCGCAAGCUGUGUGUUCGGCAGUCAGCUGGACAUCCACUCUGGAGGGAUUGACCUGGCGUUUCCUCAUCAUGAGAACGAGGUGGCUCAGAGUGAAGCCUACCAUCAGUGUGACCAGUGGGCCAACUACUUCCUCCACUCAGGGCACUUACACCUAAAAGGCAGCGCAGAGAAAAUGUCUAAAUCUUUAAAGAACUAUAUCACCAUCAAGGACUUCCUGGAGUCUUACUCUGCCGAUGAAUUCAGGAUGUUUUGUCUUUUGACCAAAUACAGAUCAGCGAUAGACUACAGCGACAGCAGCAUGUCGGAGGCUCGCAGCUCUUUAGGAACCAUCUCCACCUUCAUCCACGACGCUCAGGCCUACAUGAAGGGUCAGCUGCAGUGUUCUGCAGUGCAGGAGGACCUUCUCUGGGAGAGGUUUGCUGAGACUAAAUCUGCUGUGCUGAAAGCUCUAUCAGAUGACUUUGACACCCCAAGAGCCGUCAGCGCUCUGAUGAACCUGGUUUAUCAUGGAAACUGCCAGCUGCACCCUGUUUCUAUGCCUGAUGGAGGGGUCCGGAGCCCUGCAGUGUUUGGAGCCAUCAUCACCUACAUCAGAGAGGUUCUGGAGGUGUUUGGGAUCGAUCCGCUGUACAGGAAGGAGGCUGAUGUUCUGAGCGGCUCUGGAUCUCUGCAGGCCGUGGUGGAACAGCUGACACAUUUCAGAAGUGAAGUUCGAGCGUUCGCUCUGACUCGUCAGGAUGAUUCAACCACAGGAUCCUCCAAGAAACCUGGACUCUACCCAGACAGGAUCCCCCUCCUCAAAGCCUGCGACAGCCUCAGAAACGACCUGGCACCCCUAGGAGUGCUGAUAAAGGACAGAGGAGCCACGUCCACCUGGGAGAUAAAAGCUGGUCAGAGAGGACAGGAUAAAGGCCAGGAGACGUCCAGCUGAGAUCCCUCCUACCUCUGGACCGAUGCUUUAUUUUAGGCUUCUGGACUGAAAGACUUGAAAAUAAAAGCAGUCCUGAUGUCAGAACAACAGGA